Dromaius novaehollandiae (emu) is the source of this 2168-nucleotide messenger RNA. It is a transcript of the gene DHCR7, whose product is annotated as 7-dehydrocholesterol reductase. Gene Ontology annotation, cellular component: endoplasmic reticulum membrane. The record is from RefSeq and is a predicted model, not a curated record. Gene Ontology annotation, molecular function: 7-dehydrocholesterol reductase activity. Gene Ontology annotation, biological process: cholesterol biosynthetic process; brassinosteroid biosynthetic process. Bases 109 to 1536 code for a protein of 475 amino acids. Lineage: Eukaryota; Metazoa; Chordata; Aves; Casuariiformes; Dromaiidae. The transcript has 8 exons.
GAGGCGGUGGCGGAGCAGGUGAGUGGGGCCGCGGGGCUGCUGGGGACAGGUGCGGCCGGGAGCGGCGGGCGGGGGGGCCGCGGCGGGCUGCGCUUUAUAGAGGAAAGCAUGGCUGCCCUUCAGGAGAAAAGAUCUUCUGAAGAAAGAAGACACAAAAGUAUCCAAAAUGGUGCUCAAACAUCUCAAGGACAGUGGGGAAGAGCAUGGGAAGUAGACUGGUUUUCUUUGGCAAGCAUCCUUUUCCUGCUCAUGUUUGCACCACUCAUCGUAUAUUACUUCAUAAUGUCCUGUGACCAGUACCAGUGCUCCCUGAUCACUCCACUUGUUGACUUGCUCAUGGGGAAUACACAUCUGUCCGACAUCUGGAACAAAACUCCUACACUGACAUACAAGGCUGCUGGCAUUUAUAUCCUUUGGGUCACUUUCCAGGUGAUUUUGUAUGUCUUCAUUCCUGAUUUCUGCCAUAAAUUUCUUCCUGGAUAUGUAGGAGGUAUACAGGAAGGUGCUGUUACUCCUGCUGGUGUAGUAAAUAAGUAUGAAAUCAAUGGACUUCAGGCUUGGAUCAUUACCCAUGUGCUUUGGUUUGCAAAUGCCUGUUACUUCCACUGCUUCUCACCUACCAUAAUUUUUGACAAUUGGAUUCCUCUUCUGUGGUGUGCCAACAUCCUGGGAUAUGUAGUUUCCACAUUUGCAAUGCUUAAAGGCUACUUUUUUCCUACUAAUGCCAAAGAUUGCAAAUUCACUGGCAACUUUUUUUAUGACUACAUGAUGGGGAUUGAAUUUAACCCUCGAAUAGGAAAGUGGUUUGAUUUCAAGCUCUUCUUCAAUGGGCGCCCUGGUAUUGUAGCCUGGACUCUAAUUAACCUGUCCUAUGCUGCUAAACAACAGGAGCUGUAUGGUCAAGUAACCAACUCCAUGAUCCUUGUCAAUGUCCUUCAGGGUAUUUAUGUUUUGGACUUCUUCUGGAAUGAAGCCUGGUAUUUGAAAACCAUCGAUAUCUGCCACGAUCAUUUUGGAUGGUACUUGGGCUGGGGAGACUGUGUUUGGUUACCAUACCUCUAUACGCUGCAGGGUUUAUAUUUGGUUUACCACCCUGUCCAACUUGGCACAGCUAAUGCUGUAGGGAUCUUGAUAUUGGGAUUGGUUGGCUAUUAUAUCUUCAGAGUGACCAACCACCAGAAAGAUCUCUUUCGACGUACAAAUGGCAACUGCAAGAUAUGGGGAAGGAAGCCGGAAUAUAUCGAGUGCUCCUACACAUCCGUGGAUGGGACAAAGUACUACAGCAAACUGAUGACCUCAGGCUUCUGGGGAUGGGCACGCCAUUUCAAUUACACAGGAGAUCUGAUGGGCUCCCUAGCCUACUGCCUGACUUGUGGGUUUGCGCAUAUCUUGCCUUAUUUCUACAUUGUCUAUAUGGCUAUUCUGCUAACCCACCGUUGCAUUAGGGAUGAACACCGUUGUUUCAGCAAAUAUGGGAAGGACUGGAAGCGCUAUACUACUAAAGUGCCUUACCGGCUAAUACCAGGAAUGUUUUAAGACUAACACAGAAUCCAGAGGAAACAAAAAAGAAAUUUUUUGAGGGAUACAAAAAGAGCUUAUGUGCACAGUUAAGCCUUCAAAACCAGUUUCUGUAGGAAACUCUUAAUGCUCUGGAGGAGAAAAGGUGGCUGGACAGCAAUUCUUCAUGUACUUGAAGAACAUGCUUCUAGUAACCAGUCACACUGUACGUAAAGUAAAUGAAAUGAGGCACUGAAAUAUCCUGAUCUUUUUACAAGUCUGUUUUACCUUGGUACUUCCCCCCCUUCCCCCCCCCCAAAUUAACUUGGAAUUGAAGAAAAGUUGCAUGUAUUCAUAUUUCUGAAGUCUCUCCUAUGCUGGGAGGAGGCUUUACUAUUCAGAGUAGUAGGGUUCUCAAACCAGUUUCCAGUGAAAUAGGAGUGGAGGAAAACAGGUGCUUGAUCCGUUCAUGAAAGCAGUUAUGCAACAUGGUUAUGCACAGGUUAUGCCUGUAACAGUUGUGAUCUACAGUCAAUAACUCUCAAAAGAAGGUUGUGGUGUUUGUGGCUUUUCAAGAGGUUAACUGGGGUAAUACUGAACCUGAUCAUAAACUGGUGCUGCAGGAAGACUGGUAUAAGCUCAUAGAAAUACUUCUGAAAGCUGAUGUAAAU